Messenger RNA from Hermetia illucens (black soldier fly), 3704 nucleotides. RefSeq lists its product as uncharacterized. Lineage: Eukaryota; Metazoa; Arthropoda; Insecta; Diptera; Stratiomyidae. Gene Ontology annotation, cellular component: cytosol. The record is from RefSeq and is a predicted model, not a curated record. Bases 587 to 3292 code for a protein of 901 amino acids. Gene Ontology annotation, molecular function: actin filament binding; small GTPase binding. Gene Ontology annotation, biological process: cell migration; cortical actin cytoskeleton organization; regulation of cell shape. The transcript is spliced from 11 exons.
CGGUCAUUUCGCGGCAUAGAAAGCAUUCGCGUGAAUAGAAUCGCGGUCGGCUGAUUAUCCAAAAUCAUAACAGAAAGAAAUUAUCAGAUUUACUUCGGCAACGCGAUCAACUUCGCUAAUUCAAAGCAAUUUCUUCGGGUUCAUUGUAAUAAAGGAAAAUCGAUUUUGUCUGGAUAUUUUCUGUUGUUUUUGUCAUUCUUCAAGUUCCGUGAGUGAAUCUCUUUCAAUUUAUUGGGAAUUAACCUGGUCGGGCUAGAUUUAUGAUUUUCAAUUUUGAAUUUGAAAAUUGAGAAGAAAGCGCGGUUUGUUUUGAAAAAUAAAUUGGUGCAGUGAUUGGAGUGCUAGUUCGGUGCAUCAAGAAACUUCGGGGAAGCAAUCAAGUGGUUAAAAAAAUUGCCCCAAGGAAACAUUCUCAGAUUAUCUAGUUUUGGAUGUAAACAGCUGAUUUUGGAUUAACGAAGAAAGAACCUGGAAGCAGUUGGUGCUGUAUUUGGGUUUCAAGAACGCCUUCAAACUUUCAAGAUAUUUCAGUUACCCAAUCACAUCAAAUCAUGCUGAAGUGAAUAUCAGACAAAAACCCGCAAUAAUGGGAAAUACAAUAACAAGCGGAGUCUCAACGUUGACUCGUAGUCAAAAAAGUGAUAAUUCUCAAAGCCAAACCAGCCAUGAAAGUUCUCGAGUCCUAUUUCUUCUCUACUUGAUACAUCGAACAUGGAAUGUAGUCGUGGACACAGUCGAUGUAAAAGGACGAAGGUCCAGAUCGAGUGAAGCAACAUCUGAAGAUUCAGGGGCUCCGAGAAGCCUCUAUGAUGAGAACUUCGACUUAGACCUUCUGGACUUAGACGACGACCAAUCCAGUUUAUAUGAUGGGUCACAAUACUCGUUCUGUAGCUGUAGUUACUGCCAUGAUUCGCAUCAGAACGCAUUCUUUUCAAGUUCAGGGCUUCGGAUGUCCAUUUGUGAAAGUGAACUGUCGUCUUACUGCAUUGGUUAUCAAAUGGCACCAAGUGCGUGUCAUACACCGCCCGGCUCCAAAAUGACCACCGACAUUUCAAUGUCAUGGCCACCGAACUUCACAGCAAAGGAAAAUCAAAGACCACCAGUAUACAACCCAGAAGAUUACAUACAAUCAUUAAAAAAGUUUGGAAAACGUCAAUCAGGAAACGCAAAAUCAAUCUAUGAUAACAGCGAAAAUGAUAACAAGGCUACGGAUGGAAGUCGUUCAGCAACAUUGCCCACAAAAUGUUCACAGUAUAUGUCUCCCAUCCCAACAGAACCAGACAGCGAGAUGACAUUAAGGCAAUUCGGAUCAGUUACAGAUUUGCUUACAAAGUUGAGGUCUGACUUGAGAGCUUCUUUUCCAAGCUUUGUCCAAGAAUUCGUCUCAUCACCUAUGGAUGGCGUGAGUCUACUCCUGGAGGUGCUACGCGCUAUACAACUCAGUCAAACUAUGGGAGUAACACCGGCAACGCUCUCCUCUUCAAUGCCACGAAAUGCGCAAUCUUAUCAAAGGAGAGCCCUCCUGGAUGAACUGGCUUGCCUCCAAUGUUUGAGCAUAUGCUGUUGUCGAUCUCCUGAAGCGAGCGCCCGUCUUGGAACAACCCCAGUAGGUCUCCUUCCAUUAGCUGCUUCGGCAACUGGACAAGGAAUACGUGCCAGGAUCCUUGCUUUGCAACUGCUUACAGUAGCCUGUGACAAAAAUGCUACAAGCCAUGGAUCCCAAAAAUGUGCAAAUGCCGGUCAUUCAGCGGUCUCAGAGGCAUUAGCAACACUCAGACUUCGUUGUGGAGAACCAGUUCGAUUUCGUCUUCUUAUCGGAAUGCUGAACAGUGGCGGGGGAUCAGGAGAAUUGCAGGCGUUUGGAAUCAAAUUUAUAAACACUUUUUUGAAAAGCGCGGAAAACCUACAAAACAGACUUUAUCUUCAGGCAGAACUAUUCCAGGCUGGUUUCGAUCCUCAUUCCAUGACCAAAACUAUUUCGUCAACGUCGCCAUGGCUGGAUAAGUUACGAGCUGAAAUCAAAUACUUUGAAGAAAUCAAAAUCGAUGUUGAACGACUACAAAUUCAAGCUAGAGAAUCAGAAAGGAUAAGGAGUCAAAUGGUUAUUCUAGAAAGGAGAGUACAGAUCUUACAAGAAGAAAAAAGCGUCCUCACUUCCAUGGAGCGACGCCUUCAAGAAAGAUGUGCCGAACUACAGCGAGAUAUCUUCCGCCUCCAAGGAGUACAAAGCGAUAGUUACAAGAGCCUGGAAAAACGUCCUAUAGCGUUGCCUCGUCUCAUUCCGCCGGGAAGUAAGCAAGCCUCCUCAGACCAUGACGAUGAAGGAAUCAGCAGCUCUGAAACUGGACCAUCCUUAAGUCCUGUCCCAAUAAUGGUGUUGCCACAAAAGAAAUCACAAAAGUUCAGCAUAAUGUUGGGCAAUGGAGAUUCGUAUGAAAAUAAGGAUGAAGAUGCGACUAUUGAAGAUGUUAUUGAAGAGCUUGAAAACAUAGUUAGCGAUGAACAAAAGAACGGAACAACUGAAUACCCACCGUCUGAAUCAACAAUCUUGAUCAAUGAUCAGACAAGAUCGGCUUUAGAGACCACAAAAGAAAAGGAUAUUGUACCUGUUAAUCUACUCCCACAACCGCCGAGGAAGUCACGAUCCUUGGCGCAUUUGAUGUCCCAAGGUGGGUCAGACUUGGAUGCCUCUGAGUAUGGGCUGCUACUCAUCCACAAUAACAGCCGAACUUCAUUCUUUGAAGACAUUGAUUUUGACCUCGAAAAGUCAUACGCUCAGGACGAAAAUAUCGAUCAAGUGGAUGCUGUUCACACAAGUACAAAUCGUGAAAUCCUUGAUGUUAUCAUGAAGGCUCGCGAAGUGGAAGACGAUCCUCAUUUGAACGCCCUUAGAGCGAGUUCACCGAUUCAGAUACACCACACUUCACCGGUGAAUCCACCACCUGCUCAGCAAUUCAAUGGAGUGUUUUUCAUGACUGAGAUGAACACCCCCCAGAAGUAUCCGAAACCCGAUGUGGCUGCUGCUCUUCAGGCUCGCCGAGUUUCUAAGAAUAUCGAUCGAUUUGAAAACUAUGGGCUGGACUCGAUGAUCGAUAUUGUACUCACAUCAGGCGAAAAGGAGGCGGCAACACAGAUUUAUUUUGCACAGAAUGGCGUCUCGUCUUUCAAGACUUCUACGGGGCUCAAUGGUUCCAGCAUUAAUAUAAAUAGUGGUAGCGUAGUUAAGGACACAACACGUACAAGGUCCAAUACGGGGUCAAAAGUGACGGACAUCCCGUCCGGAUUAUACUGAAUAUAAAAUGACAUAAUAGGACUUAGAUUAAUAUAUAUAAAUCUUAAUUGAUCAAAUCAUGAACUUAUUGUAGCCUAAAUAUACAUACAAUAUUUUGUCACUGUUCUUAAGUAUACAGAAUUACAGCUAUUGUUAUUUAAUUAAUAUUCUUGUCUUACUUUUGGUGCAAUACUAAGUAAAAGUAAGUUGCGGUUAGUGGGUUAAUCAUGAAUGCGGGCUUUGCUUGUAAAAUUCUAUGCUCAAAGUAGAAUUUUAUUAAGAUUCAUUUUUACAUUGCAUAUAAACAUUUUAUGUUACACUUUUUCCAAUAUGUGCAUAAAAGACCAUGUAACAAUUAGACUUUAUCGUAUCUAAGGAAAUAUUUGCAAAAAGCUUUUAAUGUAAGUUAUAUAAUAAAUUAUAUUAUGCCAAU